AUGUCAAGCCCUCUUCCGGGCAUGUCCGACUCAAUAGAGCACACUCCUUCUGUCGAUCUGUCGGCGCAGGGUCUACAUGCAGCACGCGCAUCCACCUUCAACUCACCAGACGUGCGAGAAUCUCUGAAUACUGAGGCUGCAUCCUUCAAGACCUUGCGUAAUAACUUCUCGGACCUGCCAAAGGACGAGUGGAUGCAAGCCGGAGCCCCGAACAAACAGAUGACUGGUAGUGGAAUUGGACCCGGUCCAACACUGAAGUCUCAAGCAUCCUUCCGUUUCUCUAGCGCCGUCACGAAUCCCGAAGGAAAGCAGAGUAAUGGCGCUUCCAAAUCUGUGAACGACGUGCGCAGGGUUUCUCCCGCCGAGGAAGCACUUCGUCUCACUCUAUCAACCGUCGAUCAUUCUCGUCCGUCAGCACUGAAGUCCCGUGGUUCGGUCCGGGCGAGCAAGUUGUUCAAACACCAGGAGUCUAUGAGCACACAGCUUACAACCGUAGUGUCGCCCAUCUCGGACGGCAACUCCUCAGACAUUGGACAUGUAGAGCCUUCACUGCCGCGUGAGUCACCCCCAGCAAUUCUGGCUCGUGCUCGAGAGCGUGAAGAUGCACCCCAGCGAGGUGGUGAGUUGCAAGCCGAUCCUACUCCUGACAAGUCUUCAAAUGAGUGUGUGUCUUCUUCCGUGAUUUUAAAUGACCGCGCUAUCUCUGAAGAUGUGGACGUCGGAGACAACGCGGCCAAUGAUAGUAUCGCGCUCAAGUCAUCAGACUCAAGCUGGCUCACCUACACUCCAUCCAUUAUCGAUGGCCACGAUUCUACGUCCGGUAUAGUUGCUACGACCGACACUUCGCAUCGGGCUCUCGUGACUCAGAGUCUACCAGCUGAGGAAACGCCCGUCUCGUCGACCAGAGCCACGUUUUUCGAGCUAUCGCAGUCAAACAUACCUGCCGCGGGUCAUGCUCCUAAUUUUGAAAACGAGUCAGAGUCAGCUAUACCACAGGAGCUGAGACUGAGCUCCAUUAUGGAGGUCAUCAACCAGGAGCCUUAUUCUCCAGCUCCUCCAAGCAUGGAAUUCUCUCUCAUCACGGAGCUUAUCAACCAGGAGCCAGUGGUCUUGCAUAGCGCAAGUGGCUUGUCCUUUGCCGCCGUCAGCGCCAUUACAUAUGGCUGCGUGACCAUAGCUGCAAUGCGAUAUGCUCUGUACAACAUCGGCGGCAGUGUGAGAGCUGUAGACCUGGCUUCAGAAAUGGUUCUUGCAGCUAUGAUCGGCUUCAUUGUCUGUGCAAUUCUUCAAUUCGCAGAUGGCGGUCAACUUCGACGCUUGAUCGAUUGUGUACUACGAAUCUUGGGUAACUGA
Molecule: messenger RNA, 1353 nt
Organism: Parastagonospora nodorum SN15
Lineage: Eukaryota; Fungi; Ascomycota; Dothideomycetes; Pleosporales; Phaeosphaeriaceae
Exons: 1
Coding region: 1-1353 (450 amino acids)
Source: RefSeq, a predicted model, not a curated record